AUGUUUGACUGCUUCGACUUCAUAGAAGCAUCGGGAAAGGAACCUCAGUGUACCCGCCCUCCAUCCCUCUCUUGGGCCUUCCAAUUUCAUAACGGGGACAGAAAACGUUUGUGCCGUGUUACAGGCACUGACAGCAAGCAGUUCAGCACUCCAAGGCGACCUGAUCCGAUGCAUCGUUCAGAGAAGGAGAAAGAUCUGGGAUCCCGCUCUACUGAGCGCAGCCCGAUGGUUUUGUCAGAAGAACAGGACCAAACAAAGAGGAAUGAGAGAAAAGAUGAGAAAAAAGAUGAGAAAAACGGAACGGAGGUGAACACAAAGAUGUCACGUCCUCGAACGUUGUUGGAGCAGCUGCAUUGGAAAGCCGCUCAGUUUUCGCAUCCUCAUGUGGAGCCUGGACCGUCUAUACCGGUGAGACAAAGGGAUCGAGCGAAGGAUCAUCCCAAGAAUCUUCCGACGCCAAACCGAAAAGCCAGUGAACCCCGCAAAGCAGAUGGACCGAAGGAGCGAAUUGCUCGGCAGGUCCGCGCAGUAGGCGCAGGUCCUACAGGUCAGAAGAGCGGCUCACCAGAACCCUUGGCACAGCUGCGAUUGAAGCUGCAGGAUCUUCAGAAUUUCUCGGCAGAUGCCUCGGCUGCCUGA
Messenger RNA from Cladocopium goreaui, 639 nucleotides. Lineage: Eukaryota; Dinophyceae; Suessiales; Symbiodiniaceae. The record is from the annotation of a GenBank genome assembly.